Molecule: messenger RNA, 2133 nt
Organism: Leptosia nina
Lineage: Eukaryota; Metazoa; Arthropoda; Insecta; Lepidoptera; Pieridae
Source: the annotation of a GenBank genome assembly
AUGCUUAGUUUAGUCAAUAAAAAGCUUUGUAGUAAUUUAUUAGUUUUUGUAGAAAGGUUUAGAAUUCUUACAAAAGUAAACAAAAUGCAAGUGUUUACUCAAAAGAGAAAUCCCAUUACCGGUGGUACAGAGUGGGACAUUCAAAAUGAAGAUUAUGACUAUCACCAAGAAAUAGCUCGUUCGGCUUUCGCAGAUAUGUUACAUGAUAGUGAACGCAAUCAGAAAUAUUAUAGAGCUUUACAAUUAGCUAUAGAAAAAAUGCAUAAUGAUGGGAAGAAGGCCAAUGUACUGGAUAUAGGUACAGGAACUGGUCUGCUUUCAAUCAUGGCAGCAAAAUGUGGUGCUGAUACUAUAACUGCCUGUGAAGCGUUUAAACCUAUGGCCGAAUGCUGUCUUAAAAUAUUACAGAAGAAUGGGGUAUCUGAUAAAAUAAGAGUCAUACCUAAAAGAUCAACAGAUCUAACAGUUGGUGAGGACGGAGAUAUGACAGAGAAGGCCAAUAUACUUGUUACAGAGGUUUUUGAUACAGAGCUGAUUGGUGAAGCGGCCCUAUUAACUUUCGAGCAUGCUCACAAUAACCUUUUGGAGAAGGACUGUAUUGUUGUCCCCGAUUCAGCAGUGAUCUACGCUCAAGUGGUAGAAUGCCCCACGAUGCAGAAGUGGAAUAAAUUAAAUGAUUUGGCUGACGAAGAUCUAGAAAUUAUAUUAAGGGCACCACUUAAAAUGAAAAAUUGUCCUGGCUCAGCCGCUGUGCAUGACAUUCAGCUAUCCCAACUUCCACGUCAGGCCUUCACUGAAAUAUCAGAACAGAUUCCAGUUUUCUUGUAUGAUUGGUCUGGCGGAUCAGAUAUUAUUAAAAGAAGAACCGGCAAACAGAACUUCAAUGCCUUAGCCACUGGAAACGCACAGAUGGUGUUUAUGUGGUGGGAACUUAAUAUGGAUACAGAAGGCAGAAUAGUGUUGAGUUGUGCUCCAUGGUGGAGUCACCCAGAUGCAGACUUAUCUUCAGAUCGUCCCCAAGACUCGAUUCCGUGGCGUGAUCACUGGAUGCAAGCGGUUUAUUAUCUACCUCAGCCUUUUAGCCUCACAAAAGGGGAAGAAGUUACUCUAGUUUCCUGCCAAGAUGAAUUUUCGCUAUGGUUCUAUUUAGAAAAUGACGGAAUUAAACCGAAAAAUUACAAAAGACCUAUAUGCGAGUGCGGGGUCCACAUGACCCUGUCUAGAACCCAUGUUUCCUACUUAAACGAUGGAAGAAGAAGCAAGAGGUUCUUAGCGCAAAUACAAGACUUAAACAAAGAAGCAGUUGUAUUGGAUCUAAAUGGGAGUAGUUUCCUUGGCCUGGCCGCUGCGAGAACUGCAAACAAAGUGUACAUAUUGGAAAAUAUGCAGUUGAACAUCGCAAUACUAAACGAUUAUAUACGAGAAAACUCAAUAGAAAACGUCCAAAUAAUCCCCGAGCUGACAGAUGACGUUUUAAAAGAAGCGACAAAUGUCGUAUGUGAUCCUAACUUCAGUACUUCAAUAUUGCCGUGGGAGAAUCUGAAAGUGGCCUACAUUUUAUAUAAAUACAGAGAAAGUUUGAAUGGGGAAUUGGUAAUGCCGGACGGGUGUGAGUUUUGGGCUAUGCCCGUUGAGUUUAACGAUUUGCACAAAAUACGAGUGCCGUUAGAUAAGUGUGAGGGGAUAGAUAUGAGCAUCUUCGAUGGACUUGUUGAGAAUUCUCGGAUAGUGAGCGACGCGGAGAUUGAACCCCAGCCCUUGUGGGAGUACCCUUGCAAAUGUAGGGGUACCCCGAGGAAACUAGUUGAAAUUAAUCUAACAGAUCUUAAGCCCACUUUGGCUGUCGAUGGAGAUUUUCAUGUUGUCGAUUCAUCUGAAGGGAAUCACGUAGUUAAUGGCUUCGCGAUUUGGGCUGUAUGGAUUGUUGGGGGCAAGCAGAUAAGUUCGGGGCCCAUGGAUUGGCCGAACGUGGGCCAACUUGUAAAUUGGGAUAUGCAUUCAAGACAAGCUGUUAAGAUCUUAAAACGUGCGCAACUUGUCAACAGUUCUAAUAAGUGGGGCUAUCAAGUGGUUUGCGAUUUGGAAAAGGGACAUUUCAAUAUGUCUAUAGAUUUGGUCACGAGUGACGAAUGA